CUCGCAGGUCAAAGGUGCCGCAUCCAUAGCCGGCGAUGUAGCGGCGUCUGGUUCGCAUGCGCAAGUCUCACCACAAGAGCCAGCAACCACCGACCCCGGGGUACCUAUAGAGGCAGAACACCUUCCCCCAGGCGACGAGAAGGAUUUCCGCCGGAUACUCGUGGAUACCAUCGAUACAAUGGUGGCAGAGACCGCAAGUGUCAGGGGCGCCCCUGCGGCCAACCCAAACACUGCUGGGCCUCUCGCAGAAGGUGUACCCACAGCUCCCAGCAGCUCGUCGCACAUCACGGCCGCGACUAUGAUUGAUCCGCAGACGCUAUCGUACACAUACACCACUCACCUGGUGACUAGUUCGCUGGUGGAACUGCAGGCUGCCCCUGAGGCAGCAGAGGCAAGUGAGUCUGUCGGAAAACACCCACACACUCAGACCCCUUCGCCUGCAAAUUCCAGUGUGAUCUGGCACACACCGGCGGGUGUGUCGGAUGAGCGGCCGUUGGUGAAGACAGCGACAGAGACGUUGAACGGGGCUGUGGAGGUGGGCGAAGCAGAGGCAUUGACUCGCGCCCAGGGCAACCCGUCUGAUGGGGAGUACGUUACUGGCGCGGGUAUAGGCACAUGCAAAGACGUAUCACACGAGGCAAAGCAUGACGUUGGAGCGGUACAGAGCGACACAGCAGUGCUCUCAGGACGAGCGGAGGGGCAGGAGUCUGCGCUACACGGUGCGACAGUAGACUUGCGGGUGCACACGGAUGUGACGCAGGUGGUGGAUGGGAGUACCCCUGGGCAAAUGAAGCAGGUGAUGGACGCGAGCACGCCUGGGCACAUGGUGGACUCAGAGGGCUCUGUGGACAGUACAACGCCACACACAACGCCUGCGACAGACGACACGGGAGUGGAUGUGGUAAUGCCAGAUAGAGGGAUGGAGCGGCGUGUAGGCCUGGGCCAUAUGGCAAGUGCUGAGGGUGUGGAGAGGGGCCAAGCGGAAAGACAGGGGGUGCUACGCACAGGAGUACCGACUGAUUCGAUUAGCAGCGGUGACGAAGAGGGGGACUGUGGGGGGGCGAAGACGACGCCUGUAGACGAGACUCGGCCAGACACAGACAACACGUCUGUGAGGGAUAGGUCACGAGAUGGUCCUGAUAUGCCACCCAGAUGGGACACACAGGAGGAUGUACAUAUUUCAAACAUAGGGGAUACACGGGACAUGGUACCUAGUACAAGCAUAAGCAACGCACAGAACGUUCCACAUAGUGAAAGCAUAGGGGGUGAGAUUGGUAUGAGCCAUACGGAACCUACAACGAAUAGCAACGCCGACGAGACUAGAGAGGAUCUCGGCACUGGUGAAGAAGCACAGCCCACCACUACCACUACCACUACCACCACCCCGCUACUAGACAGCGCACAUGGGUAUGGACACGGGAGUGUGGCUGUGGAUGAAAGCCUGCUGUCACCACUAACAAACAGCACAUAUAACCACAAACACGAACAGAAAAGUGUGGCCGCAAAUGGGGAACCGCAAGCACAUGGCUCACAGAUACCGCAAACAAGCAACAAACACGUACAUGAUCAACGCAAACAACACGAACAGACAAGUGUGGCCGCAGACGGUGCUUCACAGUCGCAAGCACAGACUGAGCAAAAGAACACAGGAAGAAGAAGAAGAAGAUACAGAACAUCUAUGGUGGACCGGUAUGGAGUUGUUAGCGGCGCUGCGCGUGUACGCAGAGAUACAGUCCGUGAGACAGACCACAACACCGUGGCUAAUCGGGUGCUCUCGGCCAAUCAGAUCCUUCUGAGCUACAAGGGGGUCAGCGACCGAUACGUCGCGUUCAACUCCAACAAACUGCCCGCGUAUCCGUGGAACCAGCACAACUUCGCAACGGCCAUAGCAACCGCACACCACAUCUCUGGUGUGGAGGCGCUGCUCAAUGCCAACUGGAGAUAUCUGACAUCGUCAAACGCAUUAGAUGUGUUGACCCACGUGGCCUCUGCACGAGGACUAACCGACACACUCGAUGGAAAGGAAACUGUACGCGCCCGUUCCGUGAUGACAAAACAGGGAAUCAACCAACAGUUCGGUAUCGACCAUUUCGAUGCGCUGCCGUUGCGCCCGCAAGAGUUCGACAUUUAUCUCUCGCGGGUGACGAGUGGCAUCGGAUUCAAAGAGUUGCUGCAGGUGGUAUUCAAUGCAUCCUCAACCAUGGCGACUGAUACUCUAGCAAGGGCUUUCACACUCGUGGCGCGGUUUGGGUACAUUGGGACGGGCAAACACAACAGUUUAGACAAUGCACUACACGAAGCGACUAUGCGCAUACACUUUGAUGGGGACGUUCUCCUUCACCACGCGGCUGAGAUCAUUCACGCGUCGCACUACAUCUUUGGCCGUGCCCACUGCGCACCCCUUCGCGCCAUAGCACACCACCAAUACGAUCUCGACAGCCCCUCUGCUUUGUUUGACCAGAACCUGUCAACCCUGACUCGACUAGUGAAUGUUUACGGGGGUCCUGAGUUCACCAGCCAUCCGACCAAGCGCACAGUAAACGCAUCUCCUAUGCGGCUCAUAGCCAGGCGGCGGCUCAGGCGGAGGCGCGAGCAAGCAGAGGGGGACUGGGCGGAGAGUGUAGGCAAUUGGGAUGAACAGAACCAGGGACAGAUCAGUGAGCUGCCACAUGCAGAUGUGGAGUGGGAGGAGUAUACGGAUACCAAGGGCCAGAGGGGCAGGAGGAAACGGUCCCAGGAAGCGGCAGGAAAGGACCAGGUGGGAGGGGACAGGGUGGUACUUUCGGACAGUUCAGCGCACGGGGAUACUGCGAACGAACCGCAACGUGUGAGUGAUUGGGCGCUGUACAUGGAAGCGGCGGAGAACGAAAAGACUCGAAGUAGUCGCGUGAAGCCAGUGAAGCAUCCAUUGAAGAUGUACGAUCCCGACAGAUACGAGAAUUGCGGAAGGGUCAGGCGACUGCCCAUCACCCAUAGCAAGCCCAGGCACCGGUGUCCCAAACGGGACAGGUACGGCCCAGUGCACGGUGCACCGGGUGCAGAGGUAGGGGCAGUGGGUGGUAUAGACACGCACUUGCAGCACGAGAACGGGGAUAGCCCGUCGGAGGGGACUGGUCUGGCCCGCGAUGACACGCACACGCGUAUAAGCCAAGGCACAAGCAGCGCCAUGCGCAGAGAUAGGCUGGCGAGACGGACGGGCUCGUGUGAGUGUGGCUACGACUAUGACUACGACUAUGUGCAACCGACAAACCUGCUGCGCACGCGGCAGGCGCUAACGUGGGCCGUGCAUGAGAGUCUCGUGGGUCUAAUUGACAGACUGGAGACAAGCGAACCUACACCCAGCGAUGAGUGGGAGGUCCUGGAUGCGUUGCACAGUGUGUCGCAUGUAUUAGAGAGCUUGCCGUUCUACCAGGGAAAUGACAAGUACUUUGCGCGAGCGGCGCUGCAUCACUGUGCGAAUCUCAUGACACUCGCGUCGCCUGGUUCUCUGGAGCUGUUUCUGCGGGAUGAGGCUGAUUUGAUUAUAGCUAGGUUUUGCGGUAUGCUAGACACCGUUGGGCCUAAUGAUAAUGUGGAAGAGAUGGUUGCAACCAUGAAGACUCUGAUUCGAAAUCUAGACCGAGCCUUGCCCAGCAGUGAACACUAUCUGAAGGUGAACCGAUUACGGUCCAUUGAGUCUACACUCGAUUCAACAAUGACCCGACAUAUGCAGCUCGAUAUUGACACAGACAACAGUGGCACACUAGAGCUGUUAUUAGAAAUGGAAUACUGUUCAGAAAAAGUUAGACAUGCGCUUAGUGCCCAACUCAUGCAGGAGAACUUCUGGGAACUUUAAUGUCGACAACACGAUAUUGAGAAUUGCAAAUGCGUGCUAGAAAAUCUGUACUUGCGGUCGAAUGAAUAGUGCAAAGUCGUCUGAAAUGGAGCUCAAUUGAUUCGUGGCGAAGAUGUCGUUUAGAAUUAGGGCGAUCCGUUUUGAUAUGGACCAUUGUCUAAAUAAGUCCAAAGAGAUUUAAUAUGGUAUCAGCACGAUGGUAUCAUCAGUGUGUAGUUUUAAAUAUAGCAUACCGGAUACGUCCGCAGACCGGCGUCGGGCACCGACGGAGAUGAGAGCUGAAAUGUACUAGCGGCAGUGCACUUGUGAUUUUCCAACCGUCGAGUCAUAGUCACAUUUCUAUGGAUUGAUUUAUUGGAAACGUCAAUGCGUACCGAAGAACAAAAUAAAGAAUAAUAUGCACA
Molecule: messenger RNA, 4239 nt
Organism: Sphaeroforma arctica JP610
Lineage: Eukaryota; Ichthyosporea; Ichthyophonida
Exons: 10
Source: RefSeq, a predicted model, not a curated record